Molecule: messenger RNA, 1485 nt
Organism: Phalaenopsis equestris
Lineage: Eukaryota; Viridiplantae; Streptophyta; Magnoliopsida; Asparagales; Orchidaceae
Product: NAC domain-containing protein 92-like
Exons: 3
Coding region: 53-1228 (391 amino acids)
Biological process (GO): regulation of DNA-templated transcription
Molecular function (GO): DNA binding
Source: RefSeq, a predicted model, not a curated record
GCAAUGUGGAAGGGAAGAAAAUCAAGACUGGCUUCUCAGACAAGUGACUUCAAUGGCACGGAUCAUGAAGAAGACUCCCCCCAUCUUAUUUAAACUCCUAUUCUCUAUCUUCCUCAAGCUUCUUUAUCAAAUCUCCAUCCAUCCUGUCUCCAACUUCAAAUCAAGUUCGUCCAUGGCUGAGAAAGAAGACAGCUUGGUUCUACCUCCGGGAUUCAGGUUUCACCCCACAGACGAAGAGAUAAUAACACACUAUCUCACUCCUAAGGUUCUCGAUCAUGGCUUCACUGCAAGGGUCAUGGGUGAGGCUGAUUUGAACAAGUGCGAGCCUUGGGAUCUUCCAGGCAAGGCAAAGAUGAUGGGGAAGAAAGAGUGGUUUUUCUUCUGUCAAAGAGAUAGGAAGUAUCCCACAGGGAUGAGAACGAAUAGGGCGACAGAUUCAGGAUACUGGAAAGCUACGGGUAAAGAUAAGGAGAUUUACAGAGGAAGAGGUGUUCUCGUUGGGAUGAAGAAGACUCUUGUGUUUUACAGAGGGAGAGCACCCAAAGGAGAGAAGACAAAUUGGGUCAUGCAUGAGUACAGGCUCGAAGGCAAAGUCUCUCUCUCCAAUCUCCCAAAGACGGCAAAGGAGGAAUGGGUUGUGUGUAGGGUGUUCGACAAGAACGCUGGAUUAAAGAAAAGCCCAAUGCAUGGAGGUGGAACCCUUAGGGUUAACUCAUUCACAGAUGACUUACUAGAUUCUCCAAAGCUUCCACCACUCAUGGAUUCUACCUUCAUCAACUCCGGCUACGGAGAUCACAGCUUCUUCUUCAAAACAUCACCUUUUACCCCGGGCUUGACACCUAGGCCUUCCUACUUCCUCUCCGGCGCAACCGGCGGCGCCGUCGACUAUGUCGAUCCCUCAUUCUAUUCGAGCUCAAGUUAUAUGAUGAAUGAUCCUUCUUCCAGCUCAAGCUACUUGCAACAGAUUCAUGAUACGCAUGAUCAGAAUCCAUACCUCUCCAUGCUCGGAGAUAUGGAUGACUAUUUAGACCAGGUGCCGCAAGCUAUGAUUCAGUCAUCGCCGACACCUCCGGCGAUUCGGAGGUAUUGUAAGAUGGAGCAGUUGUCCAACCAGUCCAUGCUCAGCCAGGAAACCGGCAUCAGCACCGAUCGUAACACCGAGAUCUCCUCCGUCUUAACGGCGCCCGCCGGGGAUUUGCUUGACUUGGAAAGCAUGUGGAGAUGCUGAAGAUUUUAUGGGAAUAAAAUUGAAUUAAGAUUGAUAUAUAUAAAUGAUUGGUUUGAUCAGUUAAUUGUUGGAAAUUGCAUGGUAUGUUGUUUGUGAUUGGGAGGGUGCGGAGUUUAAUUAAUUCUUAAUUUAUACAAUAGAUGAUAUUAAUUUUAUUGUGAAUAAAUGUAAAAUUUGGAUUAUAUAUAAUACAAUAUGAGAGCUGAUGUUGUUUGUGAAGAACGAUGUGUAAUUGUAACUGUUUCUUUUUUUGAUUC